Molecule: messenger RNA, 633 nt
Organism: Mandrillus leucophaeus (drill)
Lineage: Eukaryota; Metazoa; Chordata; Mammalia; Primates; Cercopithecidae
Gene: CD300LD
Product: CD300 molecule-like family member d
Exons: 4
Coding region: 24-605 (193 amino acids)
Cellular component (GO): plasma membrane
Molecular function (GO): transmembrane signaling receptor activity
Source: RefSeq, a predicted model, not a curated record
AGGAGAGGAGAGGACACAGUACCAUGUGGCUGUCCCAGGCUCUGCUGCUUCUCAUCCUCGCAGGCUACUCCAUUGCCACUGAAAUCACUGGUCCAACAAUAGUGAAUGGCUCGGAGUGGGGCUCGUUGACUGUGCAGUGUGCUUACGGCUCAGGCUGGGAAACUUACUUGAAGUGGUGGUGUCGAGGAGCUGAUUGGAAUGGCUGUAACAUCCUUGUUAGAACAAAUGGAUCAGAGCAGGAGGUAAAGAAGAAUCGGGUGUCCAUCAGGGACAAUCAGAAAAACCGCAUAUUCACCGUGACCAUGGAGAAUCUUAAAAGAGAUGAUGCUGACAGUUAUUGGUGUGGGAUUGAGAAAACUGGAAUUGACCUUGGGGUCAAAGUUCAAGUGACCAUUAAGCCAGACACAAAAACUCCAGUCCUGGAAUGGACAACUGCAACAGGAAGCCUGGCUUUCACACCUGCAGCCACCCAGACCAGCAGCCCCCUCACCAGGUCCCUGCUCAGCAGCACCCACUUCCUGUUCCUGCUCUUCCUGGAGCUGCCUCUGCUCCUGGGCAUGCUGGGGGCCGUCCUCUGGGUGAACAGGCCACAAAGAAGGUCUUGAGGGAGGAAGAAUCAGCCCGAUGAUGAGA